This is a messenger RNA of Cottoperca gobio, 4243 nucleotides long. Its product is annotated as neuronal migration protein doublecortin-like. Gene Ontology annotation, cellular component: axoneme. Lineage: Eukaryota; Metazoa; Chordata; Actinopteri; Perciformes; Bovichtidae. Bases 217 to 1284 code for a protein of 355 amino acids. Gene Ontology annotation, biological process: photoreceptor cell development; intracellular signal transduction; axoneme assembly. The transcript is spliced from 7 exons. The record is from RefSeq and is a predicted model, not a curated record.
AGUGGCUCCUCCAGUGAGGCAGGCAGGCAGCGGCUCGGCUCUCAGACUGAAGCAGACAAAGGCAAGGGGAGAGACGGCGUGCCGCUAUCCUGCUGCAGCAUCGACGCACACAUUCACACACACACUCCCCCCCUCUCCGCAAGCAGCGACGCAGACUCUCCGGAGCUGUUCACCACCACCACACAUCUGUCACAGCCAUCACAACUUUUAGUCAUCAUGGAGCUAGACUUUGGACAUUUUGACGAGCGAGACAAGUCAUCCCGUACCCCACGGGGCGGGCGCCUGAAUGGACUUCCCAGCCCGACCCACAGCGCUCACUGCAGCUUCUACCGCACGCGCACUCUGCAGGCCCUCACCAAUGAGAAGAAAGCCAAAAAGGUGCGCUUCUACCGCAACGGAGAUCGCUACUUCAAGGGCAUCGUGUACGCUGUGGCCAAUGACCGAUUCCGCACAUUUGACGCGCUCCUGGCUGACCUCACACGCUCGCUCUCUGACCAGAUCAACUUGCCACAAGGUGUCCGCUUCAUCUUCACCAUUGAUGGCCUACGCAAGAUCGGCUCAAUGGAUGAGCUUGAGGAAGGGGAAAGCUAUGUCUGUGCAUCAGAGAACUUGUACAAGAAGGUCGACUACACAAAGAACGUCAACCCCAACUGGUCAGUGAAUGUUAAGGCCUCGGCGAGCCAGAAGAGCAUGCAAGCCUUUGCUGCCAAAGCCGGCAAUUUCGGAGAGAGCAAGGACUUUGUUCGACCCAAGCUAGUGACGGUGAUGCGUAGCGGCGUGAAGCCACGCAAGGCUGUGCGCAUCCUGCUCAAUAAGAAAACGGCACACUCAUUCGAGCAGGUGCUCACCGACAUCACAGAGGCCAUUAAACUUGAAAGCGGCGUGGUCAAGAGGAUCUACACGCUUGACGGCAAGCAGGUUACUUGCCUUCAAGAUUUCUUUGGUGAGGACGAUGUCUUCAUUGCAUGUGGACCAGAGAAAUUCCGCUACGCCCAGGACGACUUUUCUCUGGAUGAGAACGGUGAGCGGGACAGCUUGAAAUGCAGGGUGAUGAAGGCAGCCAAAGCUCAACGUGGCUUAGUUAAGAGUCCUGGUCCGAUCAGGCGCAUGAAGUCUCCGGCUGAAUCAACCAACGGGACGGGCUCCAGCAGCCAGCUCUCCACCCCGGUUUCCAAGCAUUCCCCCCCCUCCAGCCCCAACAGUCCAGGCCUCAACAACAAGCAGAAGGAUCUCUACUUGCCCUUAUCUCUGGAUGAUGAUGACUCUCUCGGCGAAUCGAUGUAGACUCUCCUCCUGCAGCCUGCCCCUUUUUUGGCCUGAAACGCAGAAGUUUUUAUACCUCUGCUGCUUUCCUUCUUCACUCACAGUGCCACCUGUUGUCUACGAGAACCAUUCUCUGUCUCUUUUUAAGGCCUUAGCCACUGGUUAUGACACCAUUUGCUGCUUGAGAAUAACAAAAACAUUAAAAAAAAGAAUACAAACGUUCUAUAGCCGUUUCGACCACAUUGCAACAAUCGGCUCACUAAUGUUCAGACAUGUUACUUUGUGGAGGUUAGCCGCCAUUUCUCAAAAAGGGCACACUGUUCAAUGACCAGCAGAUCUCACGGUGUAAAAGAAAAUCACAUUUUGUUAAAAGAUACACUCUGACUUUAAUAUUUCAGUCUUUCAUAUUACAGAAUUCCAAGCAGCAAAUGGAUAUUUGUAAGUGUGUUAGUCAGAGCUGAUCCAACUUUUUUAUCACUUGUAUUCGUGACGUUCCUCCAUGUCCUCCUGUCCUACGGUUAAAGGUGUGAAAGGUAAUGGGUCCUUGUCAGAGGAAAUCUGCUAAACCAGAUAGUCUUUCUAACCCGCUGUAAAUACUGUGUAUAGCUAUCCAUCGUAACAUCUCUGCCCAAUGUCUAUUGCUGUGCAUCCAUAACGUCACUACAAUGUCCGUCUAACAUUUGCUCAACAUGAUACAGGGUAUGGUCAAAGUAAAAGAACAGCCAACAAAAUGAAGUCCCACCACAGAGGGUGAGGAUGUGUGGGAUGCAGCUCCCGACAGAAGAGGAUUAUCAGAAGCCAACGCCUCCUCAAUUCAUGUUUCCAACUGAUUAUAGAAACCAGAGAUUAUAAAGCCAUCUAUGAAAUGACACUUUUAAACCACUAUAACAAUGGAGGCCUCACAAUCCUUAUGUUGGCAAUAAUUGGCAUUCAUCUUGUCUAAUCGGGGACAAGGAAAUAACUAAGGAAAAGCAUCCCACAUAGCCCUCAGUGAAGUCUUUGUGUUGGUGUUUCCUCUAUUUUGACCCUCUACAUAGACAGUAGGCUAUACGUAGUAUAUACCCUCUGUGUUUUAGAUUUUCACAAACUGCAGUGCAUGAUAUUGAUGAAUGAUUAUUAAACUUUGGGCAUGUAAAAAGCUGAUUUGAAGGACCUAAUGGUGCGUAAAACAACCAAAGGAAAAAAUAUUAGGCCCUUUUUGUGUUCUCUUUUUUUUUCUUUUUUCAAGCCAACAUGCAUUAAUAUACAGUCUAAAUAAUUCCCUUUUAGGCCAGCUUAUCAAUUCUGGUGACAUUUUAUAGUACAAUAUGUAAGAUCAAAUAAUAAAUAAUUAUAAUAAAGGUCUCAAAGCCAAAGUAUGAUGUUGGAAGUACGAUGAUGAUUUUUAGACCAGGAAUUAUAGAAAAGGGAAAAUAUGUAACUUUAAUAGUUGUAAAAUUCUUUAAAUAUUCUGGAGGAAGCACACCUGGAGAUUUAUGCAUGUUACGUUUAAGGCAUCACAAUAACUUCGAGAUUAAAUCAUAAAUGGUGCUCAUCUGAGGCAAUUAGAGUUUUAUUAGGGUGCUAAACGGUAGUGGGAUUUGCAUGGCUCAGCAUAGUGCUCAGAUACAGGAGGGAUGAAAAUGUAACAGUUGUCUAAAUCUGUGUGGGUUUAAAAUUUUUAUAAAGUUAUUCAUUUAUAUCAAGGGUGCUUUUCUAGGAUUUCUUUCUAGUUGCUCACAUGAGCUCUUAACACUAGUACUUUUUUCAAGCCUCUGUGUGCAACUUUCUAUGGCCAUAUUUCUUUUUCUAUAGUCUCGAGUUGCAUCGUGUGUCAAUCUGCAAAUCUUCUUAUAAAUCUACAGAAAAAUUAGUUUUCUCUGAUUUUUGCAGGGACUCGAGCCUGAGAAUCGCUAAAUUAGACACGACACCGAAGCACAAAGCAGGGAGCUACUGAUUUAUCACAGCAACAGACACUUUACUGUCUACUUGCCAGCAUUAAUGCGUGACCACAAUUAAUUUCUCAAUGUAAUGAAAAAAGAAGUGCUGCACAUGUAGCAUCCUUUUUAAAUUAACGUCUAUGCAUUCGGAUUCAAGAAUAGUUAAAAAAAAAUAGUUUUUCUUUUCUGUAAGAAUGGCCUUUUUGAUACCCAAUAGCGUAAUGAGAAAUUAACUAAAACAGAAAUUUGCGUUCUGGUAAUCCAUCGUGAUAAUGUGACUGUAUGAAAGUUGUAUGUCUUUAGAAGUGAUCCGGUGCCCGUCUUCUGGAUAAGAUUUGAAGAGCUGUCUACGUCAGCCACUUUAAUGCUCACCAAACUAUCCAGUGCUGUGAACUACACCUUUCUCCUGCAGGGAGUGCUUUCACGCCAGCACAAUAUGUAAUAAUAUCAGCUAAUCCAACAGCAGGGACACUUCACUUUACCCGCCAUUUUGUACAAAACCCCCCCAUUUGUUGUCAAGCUAUCGGUUCCGUAUAACCUUACAUGCUAAUAAUGUUCUUGUUUCCUUGAUUUUUCUACAGCUUAUUACAGCGCUACAGCAUAUAAAACAUUAACAGAAAAAUGUUGGUCGUCUUGUGUUAACCUGCCGCCGCCAUGUAAGAUGGAUGGUGUGACUUCAUCACCUACAGUGGUGCCUUUUGUUUUUUUGAUGACUGUCUUUUGAUAAUAAUAAAAAAAAAAAAAGAAAUGGGACAUUGAAGGCUUGAUCUUUGUUAACCGCUGUUUGUAAAACAUUUUUAAACGUCUUGAAUGAGGAGUCCCGACACACUUUGUUUGGUAGAGCUACAGGACACUUUAUCAUGGUGUAAAUACGACCCCCCUCCUGCUCUCUUUCAUAUGUAACCCUUUCUGAUCGAAUGAAUGACCUUUUUCUUUUUUCUCUUGGAAAUUUACAAUGUCCUUUUUAGUGGUAUUUUGCAAUGUCACAGUGGCUUGUUUCAGUGCUUCAUUCAAUGUAUUAACCAGUAUCCUUUUUUGCAAUUAAAAACAGCUGUAUUUCA